AUGCUAAUACCGAAUUACGAUAAAACAACAACAUCCUCCGACCCAAACUACGAGGGUGAACUGGAAAACGGGAAAAAGGACGGAAAAGGCGUUUACACCUGGCCCGACGGUCGCCGGUACGAGGGACAAUGGAAAGACGACAAGCAGAACGGAAAAGGCGUUUACACCUGGCCGGACGGUCGCCGGUACGAGGGAAACUGGAAAGACGACGUGAAAGAUGGAAAUGGUAUCGAAACUUUGACCGACGGCGAACGGUACGAGGGAGAAUGGAAGGAUGAUAAGAAGAACGGAAAAGGCGUUCAGAAUUCGCCUGACGGUACGCAGUUCGAGGGAGAUUGGAAAGAUGGCAAGAAGAACGGAAAGGGCGUUUACACCUGGCCCGAUGGUCGCCGGUACGACGGAGAAUGGAAAGAUGACAAGCAGGACGAAAAAGGCGUUUACAUCGCGCCCGACGGCCGCCGAUACCAGGGAGACUUGAAAGGUGGCCUGAAAGACGGAAGUGGUACCGAAACCUUGGUCGACGGCGAGCGGUACGAGGGAAAAUGGAAGGAUGAUAAGAAGAACGGAACAGGCGUUCAGACCUGGGCUACCGGCGAUCGAUACGACGGAGAAUGGAAAGAUGGCAACAGGCACGGAAAAGGCGUUCAGAUUUGGGCUAACGGCGAUCGAUACGACGGAGAAUGGAAAGAUGGUAAGAAGAACGGACAAGGCGUUCAGGCCUGGUCCGACGGCGAUCGAUACGACGGAGAAUGGAAAGAUGGCAACAGGCACGGAAAAGGCGUUUUCGUCUGGUCCGACGGCGAUCGGUACGAGGGAGCAUGGAAAGAUGGCAAUAGGAACGGAAAAGGCGUUUUCAGCUACUCCGACGGCGGCCGAUAUGAAGGAGAAUGGACAAAUAGCAAGGAGAACGGAAGAGGCGUUCAGACUUGGCCCAACGUUCUAACAGCUUAUCCAUAUUCAUGA
Didymodactylos carnosus is the source of this 963-nucleotide messenger RNA. Lineage: Eukaryota; Metazoa; Rotifera; Eurotatoria; Philodinida; Philodinidae. The record is from the annotation of a GenBank genome assembly.